Gavialis gangeticus (Gharial) is the source of this 3142-nucleotide messenger RNA. It is a transcript of the gene SMARCAL1, whose product is annotated as SWI/SNF related, matrix associated, actin dependent regulator of chromatin, subfamily a like 1. The coding region runs from base 44 to 2908 and encodes 954 amino acids. Gene Ontology annotation, molecular function: ATP-dependent chromatin remodeler activity; ATP binding. The transcript is spliced from 16 exons. Gene Ontology annotation, cellular component: nuclear replication fork. Gene Ontology annotation, biological process: replication fork processing; DNA repair. The record is from RefSeq and is a predicted model, not a curated record. NCBI's taxonomy places the organism in Eukaryota, Metazoa, Chordata, Crocodylia, Gavialidae.
CAUCCCAAAUUCGCACCGAGCGCGCGGUGCUCAGGCGUGGAAGAUGUCCUCCGGCCUCACGGAAGAGCAGAAAAGAAGGAUCGAGGAGAACAGGCAGAAGGCGUUGGCUCGGAGAGCAGAGCGGCGCGCGGCAGCGGCGCGCGGGCAGGGGGAGGUCGGGAGUCCAGUCUCCCAGUGCCUGGGUCCAGCAAACCUGCAGCAAGACAGCUGGCAUGUCGGGUCGUGUAGCUGGCCCCAGCCGGCCGCUGGUGGACAGGGGCAGCAGAAGGACGGCGUUGAGAAAGGGCUGAAUCCCAUCGAUGCGCAUCCGCCGGUGGCUGGUUUGUGUGGAGCGCAACCGAAUAAUUAUCCCCAGGGCUCAAACCAAGCAGGCGGCCUGAGGCCAUUACCGCCAGCGGAUGCCUGGAGUCAUUCCCACUUACCUCGCUCAGGAGCACAGCAUCAGCUAGCAUCGCGGCAGCCGAAGUACUAUUUGGCAAGCAAAAACUCUACAGAAGCCUUGUGUCCUCGAUUUGCAGACAGCGAGCACGCUGAUGUACGCUGUCAAACCAAAUACACGCCGCUGCCAAGCGACCCGAUGCUGACGGAUGCUGGCAGGCCCACGUGCGGACCCUGUCCCGAGAAAUAUGGUGGCAGCAGUGUGUCUCAUUUCUACAGUACGGUGCAGCCCUUUGCCCCGUUGAAAGAGGCUAUGGUGCAGGAAAGGGACAGCUCUGGUGGUGGGAGCUCUUCUGUUCACAGCAAAAUAGGCUGUGCUCUCAAAGGGAGGUGUGUGAGACACGGUGGAGACCGCUUCCAGGUUGAAGUGGGUUACAGCGCAGAACUCAUUGCCGUGUUUAAGACCGUACCUAGCAGAAGUUACGAUCCGGCUACGAAGAUGUGGAAUUUUAGCCUGGAAGACUACUGCCAUCUCAUGAACAAAGUAAAGGAACUUUCGUCGGUGACUUUGACACCGUUGGAAGGGAUGAACGCAGCCAGCCAGGUCCCAUCUUCUGAUUCCAUCAGCACCGGCCCUACACUAAAAACCCUCUUGAAGACAUGCAGUGGCUGGCAGAAACCCUCUGCCAUCGUCAAGGGCAAGUGCGUGCUGCUUUCGCGGUCCCGGUUUGAGGUUGACAUUGGAUAUGACGCAGAAAUGAUUGGGGUGUUUAAACAGAUGGGUUCCAGGAAUUACGACAUGAAGACCAGAAAGUGGAGUUUCCUUCUGGAGGACUAUCCCAGACUAAUGGGAGCCAUACAGAGCCUUCCGUCAAUAGAGGCAGAGCCGCUACCCAAGCCGGUGAUACAAACUUUUGCUGCUCAGCUUGAAGAAACUACCACAUAUGCAGCAGACAUUCCUGAUGCUGACCUGUCAGCGGUGGAUUCUAAAAUCGUGGCAGGCCUCAUGCCCUUCCAGAGAGAAGGCGUCAAUUUUGCCAUCUCAAGAGAAGGCCGUUUGCUCCUUGCAGAUGACAUGGGCUUGGGGAAGACCAUCCAGGCUAUCUGUAUUGCUGCCUAUUACCAAAAGGAAUGGCCUCUACUGGUGGUGACGCCUUCUUCAGUGAGGUUUACCUGGGCUGAGGCAUUUCAUAGGUGGCUUCCCUCCCUGAGCCCAGGGAGCACCAAUGUCGUUGUGACUGGCAAGGACACCCUGACAUCAGGCUUGAUCAACAUAGUCAGUUUUGACCUUCUCAGCAAGAUGGACAAGCAGCUCAAAGAGACUUUCCAAGUGAUUAUUGUUGACGAAUCUCAUUUUCUAAAGAACAUCAAAACAGCACGAUGCCGAGCUGCAAUGCCGCUUCUCAAGGCUGCCAAAAGAGUGAUCCUGCUCUCGGGAACUCCUGCCUUGUCGCGGCCUGCUGAGCUGUAUACCCAGAUUGCAGCCGUCCGACCCAGCUUCUUCCCUCAGUUCCAUUCCUUUGGACUCCGGUACUGUGAUGCCAAGAAGAUGCCGUGGGGGUGGGACUACUCCAGGUCGUCCAAUCUAGGGGAGCUCAAGCUUCUGCUGGAAGAAUCCAUCAUGAUCCGCCGCCUGAAGUCGGACGUGCUCUCCCAGCUUCCAGCAAAGCAGCGCACAGUGGUCGUGGUUGCUCCUGAGGGCAUUAAUGCGAAGACCAAGGCUGUGCUGGCAGCUGCUACAAAGGAGAUGGCCAGAGGAUACAAAAAUAAACGAGAAGAGAAGGAAGCUCUGCUCCACUUCUAUAACAGAACCGCCGAAGCCAAAAUCCGCUCUGUCAUAGAAUACAUCCUGGACUUACUUGAAAGUGGAAGAGAGAAAUUCCUGGUGUUUGCUCAUCACAAGAUAGUACUGGAUGCAAUAAGUGAGGAACUGGAGAAAAAGCGCAUUGGGUAUAUUCGCAUCGAUGGGUCCACGCCUUCAGCCGAGCGCCAGUCUCUGUGCCAGGAUUUCCAGGUCUCCGAGAAACUCUCUGUGGCUGUUUUGUCCAUCACCGCUGCAAACAUGGGGGUGACGCUCUCUUCUGCUGACCUGGUUGUGUUUGCAGAGUUAUUCUGGAACCCAGGCGUCCUGAUCCAGGCAGAAGAUCGGGUGCAUCGCAUUGGACAGACCAGUUCUGUUAGCAUUCACUACCUGGUGGCGAAAGGCACAGCAGACGACUUCUUAUGGCCUAUGAUUCAAGAGAAAAUAAAAGUACUGGGUGCAGCUGGUCUUUCUGAAGCCAAUUUUUGUGAAACGGCUGAAGCCACCGACUAUUUCAUCAAGCAGGACCCAAGGCAGAAGACCAUUUACGACCUUUUCCAGAAGGCCUUCUCUGAUGACGGAGAUGACCUUGAUGAAGCUUUGCUUAUGGAGGCAGUCACUGCAUGCCAGAAUCCCGAUCUUGGAUGUGCCGGGCAGAGUGCAAAAGACAGCUGCUCAGAAAGCCCAUGUAAGAAGCAGCGUAUCGAGGAUUUUUUUUGUAAACAGUAAAACUACAAGAAGAGACAUACAUAUAGUAAAAUACACAUUUUUAUUAAAAGAAGAUUUAAAAAUCCCCCAAAGAAUCACUGUGUUCGAGUUUGCAAAAAAUAAACCACAAGAGAGGCUUCCAUUUCUGUGGCGUGUUUCAUGCUGGAGGAUGAAAAGACAACGCUGGGUGAAUGUGGGUUGGGAGCCUUGAAGUCCUUUUGCCAAUGACACUGUUUCCGUGAGCAUUUUUGUUCA